Molecule: messenger RNA, 3582 nt
Organism: Macrobrachium nipponense
Lineage: Eukaryota; Metazoa; Arthropoda; Malacostraca; Decapoda; Palaemonidae
Product: protein SpAN-like
Exons: 10
Coding region: 1227-2468 (413 amino acids)
Biological process (GO): proteolysis
Molecular function (GO): zinc ion binding; metalloendopeptidase activity
Source: RefSeq, a predicted model, not a curated record
GGUUAGGGACACGAAGCGUGCAAAACAUUAACGAGCAGUUUUGGAGGAAGACGAGUAGUAUCUAUCGAGUUUGUAGAAGGAUCUCUUUUGGUUUAGCGAAGCACAAUGGUAUCGUUCAUCCUUCUGAUGCUGUUGGUGCAAAUGUUCACCGUAAAGGUGGCAUCAGGAGAGGACCAGAAACCAGGCAACCAAAUCUUGACAUCAUCAACCGAUGUAAACAACCCAAUCCUGACAUCAUCGACUGAUGUAAGCAACACAAUCUUGACAUCAUCAGCCGAUGUAAACAACCCAAUCUUGUCAUCAUUGACUGAUGUAAGUAACCCUGUCCUGACAUCAUCGACUGAUGUAACUGGCCUAAUUCAGACUUCAUCAACUGAUGUAAACAACUUGAAUCUGACUUCAGCUGACUCAAACAAACCAAUCCUGACUUCAUCAGCCAACCUAACAGAUCUAUUUCUGACAUCGUCAACUGAUGUAAGCGAUCCAAUCCUGACUUCAUCAACUGACAUAAACGACCCAAUCCAAACUCCAUCAACUAACGUAAACGACACAAUCCUGACAUCAUCAACCGACAUAAUUGACCUAAUCCAGACUUCAUCAACAGACGUAAACAACCCAAUCUUGACAUCUUCAACUGACAUAAAAGACUCAAUCCUGACAUUGCCAACCGACGUAAACAGCCCAAUCUGGACAUCAUCAACUGACGCAAACGACCUAAUCCUGACUUCGUCAAUAGACGUUGAUAAUCCAAUCUUGACAUCAUCAACAGACAUAAAAGACACAAUCCUGACAUCGUCAACUGACGUAAAUGACCCAUUCCUAACAUCACCAACCGAUGUAAUCGACAUAAUCCAGGCUCCAUCAACUGACGUAACCGCCCUAACCGGGAUUUUCAUAACCGACGUAUAUGUCCCAUUCACGCAUCCGUCCACCGACGUAACCGACCCAAUCCCGGACUUGGUAAUCGCCACUAUGCCUCCUGGGAGUGAAGAGGAAACGGUCACGAAUUACGGAGGCACCUUGCGCACGAGCACCUUACCAAAACUACCUUAUCAGAGAGCACCUUUCCAAAAAGCACCUUACCAGAGGCCACAAUAGCUGCGAUAGCCAGAGGCGAAGACGAGAAGGACCACAAAGAAUUCUGGACAGAAAGCAAGAAGUGGAAGAAUCAAUUGGAAAGCGAAGGCUUGAUCGUAGACGAUUACUACGUCCUCGACAACUUGGUGAUGCCCCUGAACUAUUACGAGCUUCUUUUCAAGGGGAAGAAACCGGAGAAGAUGAAAGCCGACUCGUACCUGUGGCCGGAGGACCUCUACACCGGGAAGCCUCUCUUGCCUUACGAGAUAUCCGUGAGUGAUCAAACAACGAUUGACUUAGUGAGGGAAGCGAUUGAAGAAUGGAAUUCGGCAACGUGCAUAGACUUCGUAGAGAUGACUGAGGGAAAUUACAAAAGGUUUGCGCACCAAGAAAACUUAGUCAUCCGGAAUGAUACUGUCUGCUUAUUUGGCUUCGGAAGACAAGAGGGAAUCAGACAGAUCCUUCUUCUUGGGCCGCCUUGCCUGAAUAAGGAAGAAAUAGUCCGGGGCAUAGGCGUCAACCUUGGGCUACUAUACCAGGUUCUGCGAAGGGACAGAGACGAGUAUAUAACAAUUCACUACGACAAUUUCCAAUGGCCGAAACAACCCACCGAUCAGUGGCACCACCACAGCACCCCCUACGAUUUUUCUUCCGUAAUGCAGCAUCACGGUAUGUGGGAGACAGAAAAUAGCCUGCUGACACUGACCACAAAUGACAUCCGAUAUCAAGGGAUCUUGGGAAGGUCGCGUGGAAAGUUAUCACACCGGGAUAAGAAGACGGUGAACGAACUCUACGGUUGUAUUCGAUCUUGGCGAGUCUUCUGUGGCUUCAGAUCAAAUCCUUGUUUUAACGAAGGUUACGUUGGGUCAGAUUGCAACUGCGUCUGUCGCACUGGGACGGAAGGUGCCUAUUGCGAGCACGUCCUAGACGACGAUUAUUACGGUCAUUUGUUAUCACCGUGCAGUCAACACAUAGACAAGAAUUCGACGAUAGAGUCGCCCUUGUAUAUUGUCAAAAUUGUUAUGCCAGAUACUUGGUGCGUGUGGACGAUCAAAGCUCCCAAGGGCCAACUGAUCGCGCUCGAUUUCACAUUUUUUCAACUGAACACGACCGAAGACUGCCAGGAUUCCUUUCUGGAGAUCAGGGAGAAAAACAUGUCGAACGGGACUGUAUUUUGCGGAAACUCCCUAGCAGACGAGAUAUACGUCAGCGAUGAGAAUGAACUGUCUGUCUACCUAGACGUAAGGAACAACAUUUCUCAAGGCUUCCAUGCCGACGUAGUCCUCUUUGAUCCCGAAAUUCUGAAGCUGGGGAGUUCCCCGGGUUCAAGGUUACAGUUACCACCGGUCUUAUUCAUACUACUCUGCAUUUCUAUCACUCUUUUGCCUUAGAGGUCGCCUGGUUCCAUUAUUGAUGUUAUGGAUUCCGAUUGGCGAUGUUUCAUCGUAUUCUGUUGCCUUGGGGAUUCCUUGAUUACAGAACCUGUCUCAAGGAUUCCUUGAUUACAGUAUCUGUCCCAGGGAUUCCUUGAUUACAGAUUCUAUCCCAGGGAUUCCUUGAUUACAGUAUCUGUCCCAGGGAUUCCUUGAUUACAGAUUCUAUCCCAGGGAUUCCUUGAUUACAGUAUCUGUCCCAGGGAUUCCUUGAUUACAGUAUCUGUCCCAGGGAUUCCUUAUUUACAGUAUCUGUCCCAGGGAUUCCUUGAUUACAGUAUCUGUCCCAGGGAUUCCUUAUUUACAGUAUCUGUCCUAGGAAUUCCUUGAUUACAGUAUCUGUCCCAGGGAUUCGUUGAUUACAGUAUCUGUCCCAGUGAUUAUUAUGUUUCAGUAUUUGAGUCUUGAAUCUGAAUUGGCCAUGUUCCUUUGUAUCCCGUUGCCAAUAGGAUUCACCCAUUGUUGUUUUUGUUUUAAAUUUCGAUUGGCAGUGCUCCUGUUUCAGAAUGCUCUUCUAUAUAGCAAGAUAUUUUACUGUCAUCGAAAAUGCUGUUAUCAAAGGAUGUAUGCUGCGGUGUGCGACUCGCAUUCCAUAUGUUUCAUCUUCAUCUUAGUUAAGAUAGGAGUGUGCUUGUAUUCAAUAUUGUUUCGUGGUAGUAUGCGAUUUCAUACAGAAUGUCGCCACACUAUGAUUUUAGCCUUUUUCAUUAUGAAUCAUUUUUAGGUUUCUGCCUGUUUAAGUAUUUUUGACACAAUACUUACAAUCAAAGCAAAUGCAAUACAUUGGGCAAACCGUGAACAAGUCUAUUUACAAAAACUAUAAAUACAAAAAUUGCCUGAUUGUUUACUUAAUGUAUCUACAUAAAAAGUGAAUUGCAGUGAAAUUACAGACGUUAAUGAAAUAAUUUGUAUUUCUUGAUGUAACCUACCCACAAAUAAUCAAUACAUAGUGAGAGACGUUAGGCAUUUUGCAAAGAUACUGUUGCUGUUGACAUCAUGAAUAUUAUGACAAAAGUCAUUGUAUAAAACUAUCGGAAAUCUCUUAGCUGUGAAAAAAGGAACAGUAAACGAA